AAAAAAGUCUUUCUGUCUCCUGUCGAGGAGAUUGAAGACAUCCUCUCCUUUGUCGGCCGUCUCUGCUGCGCAUGUCCCUCGCGCCAUCCCACGGGCGACUCAACUCGCGAAAGACCCGCAGGGAGUCUGUUUUCCCCAGUUUAAGAAAAAAGCUUUUUGUCCAUUAAGAAAGAAGACGCCCCGCCCUCUCCCAUUUCGCUAUGCUUUGAGGGCGUUUCCAUCUACGGCACCAAGUCGGAGAGGCCCCGGAACUGCUCGACUUGUCUUCGCUUAUUUCCGUUCGCGAAUUGUUUUUCCUCGUCUCCCCGAUCUUUGUUUCUCCUUUCCUUUUCGUCCAUCUGUUUUCUGGUGACCGUCGGUGGUGUGUCUGUUGAAAUACUUCGAUCUCUCCUAGCCUGAAAAGCCGUGAAAACCUGCCCCGUCUAAACAGCUGAAGAACCAAGAUCUAGGCCACCCCUUCCUUUGUUCUUCUUUCUCUUGUUCUUCUUUCUCUUGUUCUCUCUCCUAGUCUCUCGCUCGUCCUUCUUCUUCUUCUUCUUUUGUUUCUUCUUCUCUCUCGUGCUCUCUUGCUUGUUCUUCUCCCUGCUCUCCCGCUUGUACUGCUUGCUCUUCUUCUUGUGCUUCUUCUUCUACUGUUCCUUUUUCGUUGCUGAGGAACGCCAACGCAGUUUCGGCCUUUGCGCUGAGGUCUCCACUGGCGUUCCCUCUUUUCAGCAGCUCUCUCCUUCCUCGGCAGUUCUCUCUCUUUACCUUCAUUCUGUUCACCAUGCAUCUCGCCGAGGAGGUCUCGGCGCCGCCUGCGAAGCGCGCCAAGCAACAGGGGGGCGAGGUCGCGAGCCCAGGCUCUGGGGUCAACAAGGAGGUGGUGAUUCAGUUCUGUGACCAUCAAGACAAUCUUCUCGGCACACAGCUGGCGGUGCCUCUGAGCAUGCACCGAGAGCAGCUUGAAGACUUGGUGAAUCAAUUGCUUCUGGAGGAGCCGACAGAGGAAGACGAAGACGAGAAGAAAGUCCGGAAAGAGUUCUCUCUGACGAUCGACGACAACCGGAUCGAAAUCACCGACUCUCUGCAAGAGGCCUUCGACGCCUCGACAAAUCCUUCGACCGAGCGCGUCCUCCACAUUCGCUUCGCGCCUCUCGCAGCCUUCAAAGUCCGGCCUCUCACGCGGUGUUCGACCUCUCUGGAAGGUCACACGGAGGCGAUUCUUUGCGUCGCGUUCAGUCCGGACGGUUCGCAACUCGCCUCUGGCAGCGGAGACAUGACGGUCCGGCUGUGGUGUCUGAACACCGAAACGCCUCUGCGCACCUUGAAGGGUCACUCCAACUGGGUCCUCUGUCUCGCCUGGGCGCCGCACGGCCAGCUGCUCGCUUCCGCGGGGAUGGAUGGCUCGCUUCGCCUUUGGAAGGGCGCGUCCGGCGACGCGGCAGGCAUCCCACUGAAGGGCCAUACCAAACCGGUCACGGCGCUCGCAUGGCAGCCUCUGCAUCUUUCUUCAGUGUGUGGAGACGACUCAGAACAGAGUCGGCCGUUCCCCUCGCUCAUGCUUGCGAGUGCCAGCAAGGACAGCACAGUGAGGCUCUGGAACACAACGACUUUCCAGUGCCUGCGUGUGCUGUCUGGACACCGCGAUAGCAUCACGCAAGUCAAAUGGUCAGGAGAGAAGGAAGGGUAUUUGUACACGGCCUCCCGAGACACGACGCUGAAGGUUUGGGAUUGCGUCUCUGGGCGUCUCGUUUCCGACCUGAAAGGCCAUGGCCACUGGGUCAAUUCGCUCGCCCUCAGCACAGACUACGUCACGCGCGCUGGGCCUUUCGGUGAAAGGGGCGCUCAGCCUUUUGCCUCGGCCUCCGAGAUGCGCGAAGCCGCGAGGAAGCGCUAUGAGGCGUGUAUCAAAACGAGCGGUGGGGAGAAAGUCCUUUCUGGGUCCGACGAUUCGACGCUGAUUCUCUGGAAACAUGUUGGGGCGCCCAAGGGCCUCGUCCAAGUCUGCCGCAUGAGUGGACAUCAAAAGCUGGUUAAUCAUGUUGCGUUUUCUCCCGACGGAAGAUACAUCGCCUCCGCCUCCUUCGACAAGUCCAUUCGGUUGUGGGAUGGCCGACGGGGCGUCUACUUGUCGACUCUGCGAGGUCAUGUCGGACCUGUCUACCAGCUCGCGUGGAGCAGCGACAGCCGUCUCCUCCUCUCAGCCAGUGGCGACAGCACGCUGAAAGUCUGGCAUGCAGAGACGCGAAAACUCAAAGAAGACCUCCCCGGUCACGCAGACGAAGUCUACGCCGUCGACUGGAGUGUCGUCGGCAGCUACGCAGCUUCUGGAUCGAAAGACCGCGUUCUGAAGGUGUGGAGGAAUUAAAACGCUGCGAAAGAAGUUGGGAGCGGCAGCCGGGCAGGCCUGGCGCAGAAGAGCCGCGCCGCUUCCGCCGCUUCACGGGGAGCCGCAGGUAGAAAACAACAACUAGAAGCCAGAAGAGAACAUCAGGUAGAAGAAGUCGGCGAAGAGGAGCUCGAACAAGAGGGGAGAGAAGAACAGGGAGACGAAAGAAGGAUGAAGACGGAUAAGAAGAGCUAGAGGAACAGAGCGAAGAAUGGAGAGAACAGAAGAAGUAGAAGCGAGAGAACAGGCACCCUACACACGCACUGUCGCACUGCAGGAAGGGAGAGGAUAAGAGGAAAACAUCGGCAAUGCAAGCUAAACAAGGAAGGCCAACAGUGAAGAGAGGAAACCGAGAACACAGCUCACGACGCAGGGGAACCAUGGCUGCAAGCGCUUGGGAUUCCAGUAUACUGCCGUGUAUAUACGUAGUUAUAUAUAUAUAUAUAUAUAUAUAUAUAUAUAUAUAUAUAUAUAUAUAUACAUAUAUGCACAUAUAUACAUAUAUAUGUCUCUGUUUGAACAGAUGUUAAUUGAGUAUCUGUCGUUAUUUACGGUUAGUCCGAGAAGGUAACUGGGCCUCGCUUGGGGUUGAAAGACACCCGUAUGUUACUCUCUCGCUCUAAUACUCUCUGCGCCAGCAGGUGUAGCCGUGCCUAUUUGUCUUCAAGUGGUAACAGAAAUCCUCAGCUCCACCAAACGCGUCUGCACCUAGGUGCCUCGGCUUUUUUGUUUGUCUUUUCCCGGCGUUCACGUUUUUAAAGUCCAUUUCCGUUGCGAACCGUCUGUCUCCAGAAUGGCUACCUCUGCUGCAUGCGUCGUGUCUUCGUCUUGUGUUUGUCUCUUUUGCCUAAAGCGUCGGACUUCCCUCCCCUGAUGCAUCAAGGGUAUUUCUUGUCAGCUGCUUGUCAGAUGUUUAGAGACUGUUUGUCGCCAGCGUCGGUGCUUUGCAGUACGAUGCAUCUUCUUUAAGUCGUCAAUUUUUCUAAAACGCAAAAACAAAAUAUCUGAAGGACCUCUCAAGCG
Molecule: messenger RNA, 3394 nt
Organism: Toxoplasma gondii ME49
Lineage: Eukaryota; Apicomplexa; Conoidasida; Eucoccidiorida; Sarcocystidae
Product: notchless, putative
Exons: 11
Coding region: 767-2350 (527 amino acids)
Biological process (GO): ribosomal large subunit assembly
Cellular component (GO): nucleolus
Molecular function (GO): protein binding
Source: RefSeq, a predicted model, not a curated record